Messenger RNA from Durusdinium trenchii, 1236 nucleotides. The record is from the annotation of a GenBank genome assembly. Lineage: Eukaryota; Dinophyceae; Suessiales; Symbiodiniaceae.
AUGUAUGGUACAGGCUACUGUGAUGCCCAGUGCCCUCGGGAUGUGAAGUUCAUGUCGGGAAAGGCGAACCUCGACCGGAGCCAUGGCUCCUGUUGCGCAGAGAUGGACAUUUGGGAGGCCAACAACAAAGCCACCUCGUAUACAGCGCACCCAUGCAAGAUCGAUACUGCAGGUCCCUAUAUUUGUGAAGGAGUGGAUUGUGCCGACAGCGGCAGCGGCAAUGAGUUGAAAGGACUUUGCGACAAGGCCGGGUGUGACAUCAACCCCUUCCGCGAUGGGGACACAGACUUUUGGGGCGAAGGAGAGGGCUUUGUCCUGGAUUCCUCCAAGCCGGUCACCGUGGUGACACAGUUCGUGACCGACGACGGCACCGACGCCGGCGACUUGGUGGAGAUCCGGCGCUUCUACCUGCAAGAUGGCAAAGUCAUUGAAAGUCCUUCCAUCGACAUUGCUCCUGGCAGCCCUGCGUCCAUGACCGACCAAAUGUGCGAUGAAGUCAAGAAGGUCUUUGAGAACCCGAAUGACUUCAAAGCUAAGGGAGGGCUGAAGGCCAUGGGAGAAUCCUUGGGUCGUGGACACGUCGCCACAUUCUCUCUCUGGGAUGAUGUGAGUGUUCGAAUGAUGUGGCUGGAUUCCUGCUUCCCAACGGACCUGGACUGUUCGGCGCCCGGUGUGCAUCGUGGUCCCUGCGCGGGCGGAGAUCAGAGCGCUCCCGACUUCGUCCGAAGCCACUAUGGCACAGGCUGGGUCUCCUAUGCCAACGUGGCCUUCGGUGAGAUUGGCACCACACAGCAGCAGUACCCAGGCUCACCACCUGCUCCGGCGCCCACCCCGCAGCCGCAGCCUCCAGCUCCAACGCCACCUCCAGCUCCCACACCUACACCAGCUCCAACGCCUGCUCCCACACCUACACCAGCUCCAAAGCCUGCUCCCAGACCUGUUCCAACACCAUCAACGAGUUGUGCCUCAGAAUGGCAACAGUGUGGUGGCCUUGAUUUUGAGGGGCCAACCUGCUGCAGUGAUGGACUUGCAUGCAUCAUAAGCAACGAGUAUUACUCCCAAUGUCGCCCUGCAGAUCACUCGAAGAAUGCUGGCCAAGUAGCUAACAAGCAUACAGAUCACUCGAAGAGUGUUGGCCAAAAAUCUCACAAGCAGAAGUUCUUGGGAGUCGUUGACAUUUCGUUAGACGACGACGGGAGCUUGUUGCAACUGCCUGAGACGUGCGCAUCGGACUGA